AAAGCAGAGAAAGCGGUAAACUGCUUCAAUUCGCGCGGAUUAAAAAUCGUUGAAAUAAAAACACACCAAUCUUCCACUGAUUAAAAACACUUUAUUGGAACACGAAGAAUAGUGCUUUACACAAGAAACCAAUCAGUCAACAUUAUGAGAAAUCCGUGAUAUUUAUGGACAUAACACUUUCGGCACCACAUAUUUGAAUUUCACGAAUCAAUUUCAUAGUUCCUCCAUCUACAACUUGUAAACAAACCAAUUUGUCAAAGAUAGAUUCGGACGAAUUAUGUAGCAGUGUAUUGAUUUUUUUCUCUAUUAGAGUGACUUUUAACACAUUUCGGCUAAUAUGUCACUUUUACUUCCAUUUUUGGAAGAAUGUCGGGAGUGAGUAUUGAACUCGUGAUCUCUGCGUGAGAGUGUCCCAAAAAGUGGAAAAAAACACGCAUAAUGGAGAAUAAAAAAACCAAAAAAAAUCAAUUCUCCCUCCUCCUGAACGUCAUGGAACAAAAUCCUGACGUGGCCAGAGGAUGUAAAGACGUUUCCAGGGAUUCAGCAAAUGCUUUAUGGGAUACAAUAGCGGAAUCACUGAAUAGUUUGGGUCCUCCCACACGAACUGUUACACAAUGGCGAAAAGUUUGGACCGACAAAAAGUUGCAAAUAGAACGAAAAUUGCAACACAACAAAAAAGAAAUGACGGCCAUCGGAGGAGGUCCUAAUACUCUACAUUCGUUCAAUGAUUCAGAGGACAGAAUUAUUCGUCUCUGUUCUUUACAAACAACUGUGAACAAAGACGGACAUGUUUUCGAGAUCCAAUCAUUCGGAGUAACAGAUCCUUCUUCAUCCAUGGUGGCCGAAGAGAGUACACUUUCUGACAUAGAACCAAGCAUAAAGAUGGACGAAUCGUUUCUUGUUGAUGCAUUCCAUGAAAGCGGAACUGGGAGAAGCAAAUCGCCAAUGAGUGGCCGUCAACGAGGAACGAAGCGGCCCUAUAGAGAAACUCUUCUCGAGAAUCAAGCAGAAGAUCUUUCCAAGAUAGAGCGACAUGUCUCGGAUUGUGCCCGGUUCGCUCGCAAAUGUUACGAGUUGGACGAAAAACGGUACGAGCUUGAAGUCAAACGCUUGCGUUUAGAGGUGGAAAAAUAUAAUUGGGAAAAGAAAAUGAUGCUAGAGGAACAAAAAAAUAGAAAUUUGCAAUUAGAACUGAUGAAGCAGAUUCUCGAAAUUAAACGAACUUCUAGUGAUGAUAGCAGACAAGCUGAGAUAGCAGAGAUGAAGCAGAGUUCUAGUGACGACGAAUGAUGAUUUGAUUGUUUCUUAUUUUAAUUUUCCAUUCCACAACAUACACCAUUAAUACAUGUGUCACGUCACUGUAAAAAACAAGACUUUAUUUUCAAUAAACU
Messenger RNA from Toxorhynchites rutilus septentrionalis, 1391 nucleotides. RefSeq lists its product as uncharacterized. Lineage: Eukaryota; Metazoa; Arthropoda; Insecta; Diptera; Culicidae. The transcript has 5 exons. The coding region runs from base 439 to 1290 and encodes 283 amino acids. The record is from RefSeq and is a predicted model, not a curated record.